Ipomoea triloba (trilobed morning glory) is the source of this 669-nucleotide messenger RNA. RefSeq lists its product as uncharacterized. Lineage: Eukaryota; Viridiplantae; Streptophyta; Magnoliopsida; Solanales; Convolvulaceae. The transcript has 2 exons. The record is from RefSeq and is a predicted model, not a curated record. Gene Ontology annotation, molecular function: nucleic acid binding; RNA-DNA hybrid ribonuclease activity. Bases 1 to 669 code for a protein of 222 amino acids.
AUGAUUCAAAAGACGUUAAACAGACCUUUUCUCGACUGGUUUGAUGAAGGAAUAUGGGGAUUCGCCAAAGGUAACCAACAGCAUAGCCAGAGCGUGCUUUUUGCGGUUAUAGCGUGGAACCUAUGGAAGUGGAGAAAUGAAAGGAUUUUUAAUGGCAAGGUAAUUGAUGCCAAGCGGAAAAGCUAUCGUGUAUCCAUGAACAGACAGCUGAAAUUCACAAAGCUAUGGUUUGCUAAAUGCGGCGGGUUGGCAAGGGAUGAACAAGGUAACUGGCUAAAGGGGUUCACAUAUGGCAUUGGUGAUUGCCCAGCCGAAACUGUAGAAGCAUGGGCCCUCUUGCAAGGUAUUCAGAUGGCUAAGUUAUUUGUUAGCAACAAGACAUGCUUCGAAAGCCAUUCUAAGACAACCGUAGAUGCAAUUACACAGCUGUCCAAUAUUGGAAACCUAGCUGAUAAUAUUCUAAGGGCAUGCAGGCAGGAACUUGAAGGUAUUGAAGAGUGGCACAUAUCCCUUAUUGCCAGAGAUCAAAACUUUGCUGCUGACUUCUUGGCAAAAUCUCCUGGAGCCGAAAAGGGCGUUACAUUACUUGACCACCCUAUAGAGGGGAUGUUACACAUACUAGAAUAUGACCGGUUCGGCAUCCCGGUGUGGCGCCAAAGAAUAUGCUAA